AUGCCCUUCGCAACUGAGUCUCCGCGUUGGCUUCUAGUUCGAGGUAGAAGCCAAGGAGCUCUUGAUGUAUUGAAAAAAUAUGCAAAAUCUCAUCACAAGUUACCUCCAUAUCAAAGUCUUGUAGAACCUUCUUCUAGUGCUGAGAAAGUGGCUGGUAAAGACUCAAAGUAUGGCAAUGGCUAUGAUUACUGGUUUUGGACAAUAAACGCGAUGAUGGAGAUUCCGGCUGUUUUUGUUGGCAGAGUGCUCUUGAGCUUCCAAUCAUCGUUUGUUCUUCUCCCUAUCGGCUUACAUUGCAGGCAUUUCAUUUUCUAUGCUGCAACAAGCUUUGAUGCUAGGCGCUUCUAUUGCUUCUCUAGUUGUCUUUGGUCGUCUGAGUCCUUCUCUAUCGUUUCUUCUAUUUGGGUGCUAUCUAUUAUCAUUGUCAUGUUAAGCCAGUGUCUUCACGAGACUGGCAACUCCCCACUUUAUAUAACUUUGAAACAUGAAGAAGAGGAAGAAAAGUUCAAUGCUAUCGAUGAAGACGUGGGAGGAAUAAAACUGGGCAAGGAGGUACAGAAGUAA
Molecule: messenger RNA, 564 nt
Organism: Fraxinus pennsylvanica
Lineage: Eukaryota; Viridiplantae; Streptophyta; Magnoliopsida; Lamiales; Oleaceae
Source: the annotation of a GenBank genome assembly